AUGCGUCGACCUACAUCAAGAACCAAAUAACGAUUUAGGAGACUGCAGUUGAGAAUUUGGGAUAAAACCAGGAUCUGUUGCAUUUUAUUGCAGAUUAGAACAUCAAAAUAUUUCUUUUAUUUCUCACUCAUCAAGAUUCAGACCUCACAUUACCAUGUCUAUGAUCUGUUUGGCCGACUUUGAAGCCUUUGCUAAGAGGCGUUUAUCUACAGCUGUGUGGGAUUUCUACGCUGGAGGUGCAGAUGAUUGUGAAUCCAGAGACAGGAACUUGCUUGCUUUCAAAAGAAUCUACCUGCGUCCCCGGCUAUUAAGAGAUGUUUCCAUGGUAGAUACAAGCACAAUUAUACAGGGUUCUGCUCUCAGCUUUCCUGUAGGAAUCGCCCCAACUGGCUUUCAGAGCCUGGCCUGUCCUGAUGGAGAAAUCGGCUCUGCCAAAGCUGCGAAGGCCAUGAAUAUAUGCUACGUUACUAGCACAUUGGCCACAUACUCUGUGGAGGAAAUUGCUGCGGUUUCCACCUCUGCCUGCAACUGGUUUCAGCUAUACGUUUUCAAAAAGCGUGUGAUAACUGAGCAGCUGGUGAAGCGGGUCAACUCUCUGGGCUAUAAAUCUCUUGUGGUGACUGUGGAUUUGCCCUUUAUUGGCAAGAGAAGACAGGACAUCUUGAACCAUUUCAAAAUACCUACCCACCUGACGCUUAAAAACUUGGAAGCAUUUAAGAAUGACUUGGACAGUCUUGACAAGUCUGGCCUAUGCACUGAUAUCAUAGACCCAUCAUUUAGUUGGAAGGAUAUUCAAUGGCUGCAAUCUCUGACCGACCUUCCAAUCAUCCUGAAGGGCAUCUUGACAAGAGAGGAUGCUGAACUGGCAGUAAGGCAUGGUGUACAAGGAAUCAUUGUGUCUAAUCAUGGAGGGCGACAGCUUGACGGAGUACAUGCAACUAUAGAAGUUCUUUCAGAGGUUGUAGAAGCUGUAAAAGGUCGUAUUGAAGUCUAUAUGGAUGGGGGAAUUCGAAGAGGAACUGAUGUGCUGAAAGCAUUAGCAAUUGGAGCAAAGUGUGUUUUUAUUGGUCGACCAAUAAUUUGGGGGUUGGCUUAUAAGGGUGAAGAAGGAGUCAAAGAUCUGCUUCAAAUUUUAAAAGCUGAGUUUCAUACAGCAAUGGCAUUAUCUGGAUGCAAAAGUAUCUCUGAGAUUGACCGGAGCCUUGUGCAGGUUGCAAAGCUUUAACGGAAUGAUCGGAAUUUAGAAGCAUGGAUGGAUUACUAAAUAAAUCAAAAUAAUUCAAGCAUUUU
Messenger RNA from Callorhinchus milii (elephant shark), 1290 nucleotides. RefSeq names its product hydroxyacid oxidase 2-like. The record is from RefSeq and is marked predicted. Gene Ontology annotation, molecular function: oxidoreductase activity; FMN binding. NCBI's taxonomy places the organism in Eukaryota, Metazoa, Chordata, Chondrichthyes, Chimaeriformes, Callorhinchidae.